This is a messenger RNA of Scutellospora calospora, 607 nucleotides long. NCBI's taxonomy places the organism in Eukaryota, Fungi, Glomeromycota, Glomeromycetes, Diversisporales, Gigasporaceae. The record is from the annotation of a GenBank genome assembly.
AGGUUUAAGUACUUCGGUGAGAACACUUUCACUUGAUGGUUUUGAUUAUAAUCAGCAAGGUUUGUUACUUAGACUACCAGAUUUAUGCCAGAAUGUGGAACAUUUAUAUCUUCGUGGUUGGUAUGGUCAUCAACGAUAUAAAACAGAUGUCUUUACAUCCACGUACGACUCACCAUCCGCACAUGAUUCAGCAGCGGUCUCAUUACGAAGAUUAAUUAAAGCACAAAAAAAUUUAAAAACUUUUGACAUGAUAAAUUGUAAAGCUUACCUUGGUUACAUGAUAUCAGCAUUAGACACUCAGUCAAUUUCAUUAAGAUCAAUGAGAUUUCGACUAGUUGAUUUUAAAGAUUGUGGACCAUGGGAAAGUUUGGCUUCAUGUUUGAAAUUAAAAAAUUUAGAAUUUUGGUUUUGUAAAGGAAUUACCCUUAAAAUGAUCAAGCCUCUUUUAGGAGGAAUAUUUUCUGAAUUAGAAGAAGUUAAAUUAUUACAAUAUGGUAUUGGUUGUGAAGAAUUUAAUUGUUGGGUGAAUAGUGUAAAUGGAAUUAGUGCCACUAGUAAUUCUAACAUAUGUACUGUGGUGGAUGAUUUUGACUCAAUUUAUUGGUAA